Molecule: messenger RNA, 2062 nt
Organism: Dendrobium catenatum
Lineage: Eukaryota; Viridiplantae; Streptophyta; Magnoliopsida; Asparagales; Orchidaceae
Product: serine/threonine/tyrosine-protein kinase HT1
Exons: 3
Coding region: 454-1527 (357 amino acids)
Biological process (GO): protein phosphorylation
Molecular function (GO): protein kinase activity; ATP binding
Source: RefSeq, a predicted model, not a curated record
ACCGCCACCGCCACCCCCGCCAUCCAGCUGCUCUUUGUCUGUCGCCACCCCUCGUUAACUUCACCGUAGUUCGAAUCCCUGAAUCUCCUUUCUCGGAUGAUUUCCUAAAGAUGAUUGUUCUUGCCAUCUCUGGCGAGCAUUUUCUUUUUCCUUCCUCUCUUUCUUCUUCGCUUUAGCUCGACCAGAGCCUGGGAGACAGAUGAGGAUCUCCCCUCGAGCCUUGACGUAUUUACUGCGAGCUGCUUGAUAAGUUUCCUAUUAUCGAAGCUGGCGGAGCUCCGAUCUAGUUCUCCGCAGAGGCAUUCGAUACCCUAGUUGUCGUGUGCCGUGAUUUGCUACAUUUUUGAAAUGCUGGAGGAUUAAGUCCAUAUUUGGCUCUGCAAGCUUUGGAAUAUUACGUUAUUUCGCUUUAUUUUCUUGGAUGUAACAUUUGUUGGAGUUAGCGUUCAUGGUAUGAAGAACUUCAACUGUUUUCGGCGGAGUUGGAGCGUCAGUCUUUGCCGCAUUCCUGAGAGGAGGCUCUCUCUCCGGGAAUACCGAAAGGCACCAUCUUGGUCCAAGUACUUGGAGUCCUUUGGCGGGGAGAUAAAGGGCGGGGGAGAGGAUGAAUGGAGCGCCGACAUGUCGCAACUUCUUAUUGGGAACAAAUUUGCGGCGGGGCGACACAGCAGGGUUUACCAUGGGAUAUACAAGCAAAGAGAGGUGGCCGUCAAGCUGAUCAGCCAACCGGAGGAGGACAAAACCUUGGCUGCUGCACUUGAGCAACAGUUCAACUUGGAGGUCGCAUUGCUGUUUCGACUCCGGCAUCCUAAUAUAAUAACGUUUGUUGCAGCAUGCAAGAAACCUCCAGUUUUCUGUAUCAUCACAGAGUACAUGGCUGGUGGUUCACUUAGAAAAUUUCUCCACAAGCAGACACCCUACUCUCUUCCUCUAAAGCUUGUUUUAAAGUUAGCUCUUGAGAUUGCACGAGGAAUGGAUUACCUUCAUUCUCAAGGAAUACUUCAUAGAGAUCUCAAGUCAGAAAAUAUACUACUGGGGCAAGACUUAUCCGUUAUGGUUGCAGAUUUUGGUAUCUCCUGCCAAGAGUUUCAAUGUGGCAGUGGCAAGGGCUUUACAAGCACUUACAGGUGGAUGGCACCAGAAAUGAUCAAGGAAAAACAUCACACAAGGAAGGUUGAUGUUUAUAGUUUUGGCAUUGUCCUUUGGGAGUUAAUGACGGCAUUAAUCCCAUUCCAUGACAUGAAUCCUGAACAAGCCGCUUUUGCCGUUGCAGAAAAGAAUAUCAGGCCGCCUCUGCCCCCCUGUUGUCCCAUGGCGUUGAAACAUCUCAUAAAACAAUGCUGGGACACCAAUCCUAAUAAAAGGCCGCACUUUGAAGAGAUCGUCCCAACACUUGAAAUGUACAGAGAGUCUUUUGAGGAGGACCCGUCCUUCUUCCUAUUUUACAAGCCAAGCCAGCAGCAGCAACCUCGAUGGUGUUUUCCCAGGUCGAUUGCUACUCGCAGGUCUCCAUCUUUAAAAGCUUAGCUUGCUUUCUUCAAGCAUUUGCGUUGUGAUUUGUAGUGUAUAAUUCUUGAAGCAUCUAUUUUCUUGUAUUGGCGGCCUCACCUAAAAGUGUAGAAGGCUUUGCUUCAGUUAUAUCGGUUAUUUCACUGUUGACAUAAUUUUUAGACCUAGUUUUUAUAUUUUAGUGAGAUUGCAGCUAAAUUUGUGAAUAUUUAUGUUUUAUUUGGGAUAAUUUCCUCAUUGUUUUUUUAAAAAAAUUCUUAUACUAAAUAUUUAGGGAUUUGAGUUGCUCAAGUCUCAACAACAUAAUUUUUUAUAUUUAUAUAAAAAAUUUGGUCUCUAUUGAGCUUAAUUACACUUGAUUUAACAACAGAGCUGACAAUUUUAUCUAUUAAAAGCUUGAUAUAGUUUUGGCUAAUGAAGCCUGGCUUGAUAUUUUCCACUAUCCCACUAUAAGAUUGAAGCCUAUGCCACCACCAUCUCAACCCAAACAUAGAAAACUCAGUGAUUCACUUAAACUAAAAAUUACUAAAAUAGCACUAUUACCUUAAAAUUC